Messenger RNA from Dissoconium aciculare CBS 342.82, 2559 nucleotides. RefSeq lists its product as uncharacterized. The transcript has 2 exons. NCBI's taxonomy places the organism in Eukaryota, Fungi, Ascomycota, Dothideomycetes, Mycosphaerellales, Dissoconiaceae. Gene Ontology annotation, molecular function: protein dimerization activity. The record is from RefSeq and is a predicted model, not a curated record. Bases 1 to 2559 code for a protein of 852 amino acids.
AUGCCGCCGCUUAAUAAUAUGGACGAGCUGGGCGACUUCUUCGAGUUCACCGAUCUGGACUUGAAUGGAUUGCCAAACGUGGGUUCGACGCAUUAUUCUGACGCCAAUCAAAUCGCGGGCGCGCACCCUAGCACACCUUUUGAAGAGAUGAACGAGAUGCAGGCCAUGUCGGCGACAUCAGCAAAGGAUUUUGCUACGCCGGAACAAUUUCAGCAUCACGCUUUCGGUAGCCAGGCGUCAAAUCGAAUGCCGUACACCGCCGAUUUAUAUCAGGCUGCUAUGCAACAACAGCAUCAACAGCAACAACAGCAGCAACAGCAGCAGCAGCAGCAAGGAUACGGUACAAGUCAGCCUUUUCAAUUUUCAGCACAAUCUGGCUAUUCCUCGAAUCAACAGAUCCCGCCGACCCCAAAUAGCUUCGAAAUGCAUGGCGAGGCAGGUCGAUUUCUUCUGCAGCGGCAACAUCAGUCGCAACAAGCACAGCCUUUACCGCCUUUGGACCCUCAGCAGCGCGCUAUCCUGGAACAGAGAUACCAAUUGCGAAAAGAAGACAUUGCAUACACACCGAUGGUCUCACCGGCUGGAACGCCUUCUCAGUUCGCUGUCCCAGACUACACUAUCAACCCAGGUGCCUACUUCUCUCCCCUGACUUCGCCUGCGCUCCACGCACAGAACCCGCAACAACAUUUCCAGCACGGAUACCACAAUGCAGGAACGGCUGUGAGCUCCAACGCUCCUUCGCCACAUGAUUUGAACGGAGAUGUAGACAUGAUGGGCGACGACAUCACGCUUUCCGAGUCCGCAGCCACAGUGAAGAAGCCUCGUCUAAAGCGUGCCAAUACACCUCGCACUGCCGAUCCUUUGGCUCGCGUCCGGCAAAGUCCCAUUCAAAAGGCCUCAAAGCGAAAAUCAGCGAGCAUGCUCGCGUCCUUUGCCGUGGCUGAUGCCGAGGGCUAUAAGCCACCGUCUCGCGGCCCUAGCUCUCAACCUGGUUCAGCUGGCUUGUCUGUUCCUCCUCAGUUUCGCAAUGACAGUUCCGAGAGCGGUAGCAUCAGCCCUGAGCCCCUGAGCGAAGCGCUGAUGGGUCCGCCACCGCGUCGCACUGCCACGAGUGUUACAAACUCCCCAGCCUUGCAAGCAAACCAACACCCUCAUCAGAGCCCCAAAACUUCCGCGGGCAAUUCUGCUACGGCUGCUGCGGCUGCUGCCACUCCAAAGUCGUUCCUCUCGAUGCAUGGCGGUCAGAAUCGCGGCACAGCAUCUGGCGCCAACACUGGCGAGUCAUUCGGAGGUGCCACCAUGGAUGAAGACUUUGUUGAUAUCCAACUACCGGGCGCUGCGACCGUCGUCGAUGCUCCCGUGACGUCUGCCACCCUCACCAACGGCCGUAGAUCCACCGCUUCUUCCUCAUCGGGACGACCAGUACUCCAUCAGCUCAACACUGCAACCUCGAAAGGCAACACCGGCGCCCCUGAUUCUGCCGAUCCUCCAACUGCCGGAACUAAUACUGCCUCAAACACACCGCGCCUCUCAGCAGCACGAAAAACGCCCAAACUGGGUCCUACCAGCACGCCUUCCUCAUCUGCCAGACUCACAAUGUCUCCGAUGACGGCAUCGACGCCAGGUGCGCUGCUCCGUGACCGGAAAGGCGAUGCUACAAAGUCCGCCAGGGGCCACAGCAAGAAACGGAGCAGUGUUGGUUCAGUCGCGAGCAUUGCUGCAGCAGGUGGAAGCGGUAGCGUCAAUGGCGGGACAAGCUCUGUCCUCGUCUCUCCUGCGCUUAGGCCCAAGAUUAGCCCGAGCAUCAAACCGCUGUUACCAGAAGGAAGCACCCUUCAUUCCCCGACCCACGCCUUGCUCCUGGCAUCGAAAUCGAACUACCAAAAUCUACUCGAAGGAAAUACUUUGCCCGGAGUCAACUACCCCGACUCCCUCUCCACCGGUCUCACCAGCAAACGCACCUCACACAAAGUCGCCGAACAGGGCCGGCGGAAUCGCAUCAACGAAGCUCUGCGCGAGAUGCAAUCACUCCUUCCCAAACCUCCCACCAGCGCUUCCAAGACAGGCGGCGACUCCUCCCCUGCCCAAUCAGGUUCGGCCUCGAAGAAAGGAAGCAUCGCUGCAGGCGCAUCUGCUGAUGCAGCCGACAACGAUGACGAUGCCGACGAUCGCAGAGACGACUCCAACAACGCCAAAAGCUCCUCAAGCAAAGCCGCCACGGUCGAGUCCGCAAACGAAUACAUCCGCCAACUCCAACGCGAGAACGCGCAGGUUGCCCUCCUCAAGAAACAGCUCGAGGACGUCAAAUUGCAACUCGCACGCAUGAGCACGACUUCGCCAACGAACAAGUCGUUAAUCACCUCGCCUGAGCUCACGAAGGGCAUGGAUGGCAUGUCGAUGACGCAGCGGAAGAAUCCCGCUCAGGUGGUCGGCUCGCAGGACGAUGAUGAGCACCUCGAGGAUGCGGAUGUGGAUGCAGACGGUGUAGAGAUGGAAGGGCGGGUUUCGACGUUGCCGGCGGUGAAGGAGGUUGAGGAAAGUGUUCCGAUGGAAGUUUGA